Molecule: messenger RNA, 895 nt
Organism: Daldinia caldariorum
Lineage: Eukaryota; Fungi; Ascomycota; Sordariomycetes; Xylariales; Hypoxylaceae
Exons: 5
Coding region: 95-862 (255 amino acids)
Molecular function (GO): oxidoreductase activity
Source: RefSeq, a predicted model, not a curated record
UGAGAACAAUUAUACGUCAACUUAUAAUAUAGACAAGCGCACGUUACAUGUUCAAGUAAAGCAUACUUCCAGAACUGACCUUAAGACGACCAAGAUGGCUGGAGUCCCAAAUAGUCCCGCGACCGUCCUAAUCACGGGAGCGAACCGAGGCCUAGGCAGAGCUUUGCUCACUCGGUUUCUGCUUAAACCCAACACCACUGUUAUCGCUACUGUGCGUCGUCCCGAACAUCCUACGAGCCAAUCCUUGUCUGAACUCCCCCGCGGCGAAGGCAGCAAGCUGAUCACUGUCAAAAUCGAUUCUGUAUCGGAUACGGAUGCGCAGGAUGCCGUCAAGCUUAUCCAGACGAAACAUGGGAUCGAUAGGUUAGACGUCGUCGUUGCCAAUGCAGGCUACGGCACGGUAUAUGGGGAUCUAUCGGAGGUCAAGCCACACGAAGUUCGAGAUCUUGUCGACAUAAACACUAUAGGCCCCUUACGCCUUUUUCAAGCUGUCCGGUCGCUUCUUGAAGCAGGCAACCGGCCUCGGUUUGUGCUGAUGGGUACACCGAUCGCCAGUAUUGCGGCCAUGGAGAAUUCGCCUUUCGCGAUGUUUGCGUAUGGCGCGAGCAAAGCUGCCGCACACUACCUCACGAGAAAGAUUCAUUGCGAAAGCCCAGCUCUAAUCUCUUUUGUCGUAGACCCCGGGUUCAUGCAAACGGACACGGGGAACACAGGGGCGCGGCAUUUCGGAUACGAGCAAGCGUUCAUGCCACUCGACACGGCUGCCGAUUUUGUAUUCGACCAGAUUGAGAAGGCAUCGCGGGAGAAAACCUCAGGCAAGUUCGUCACGAUUGACGAGACGCGAGAGUUCAAUGAGUGGUAGUUCGUGAUAAAUUGUGGAAUGCUUAGACCAUGU